Molecule: messenger RNA, 1735 nt
Organism: Phaethon lepturus (White-tailed tropicbird)
Lineage: Eukaryota; Metazoa; Chordata; Aves; Phaethontiformes; Phaethontidae
Product: antigen WC1.1-like
Exons: 8
Cellular component (GO): membrane
Source: RefSeq, a predicted model, not a curated record
AUGUCCCUGCGACUGGUGGGUGGAGGGAGCCGGUGCGACGGGCGAGUGGAGAUCUUCCAGCACGGGAUGUGGGGCAGAGUCCUGGAUAACCGGUGGGACGUGCGGGAGGCCAGUGUGGUGUGCCGGCAGCUGCGGUGCGGAGGGGCAGAAACAGCCUACAACCCCCCAAAGUCUCGGAGAGGGCUGGGGCCCGUGGGGCUGCAAGGAGUCCGGUGCACGGGGCAUGAGGCCAACCUGACCCUCUGCAAAACCUCCCUGCCUGAGAGUGCGCUGGCGGCAAGGAUUGCGGAGGACGUGGGGGUCGUUUGUCAGGGGAGCCGGCGGGUCCGGCUGAUGGAUGGGCCUGGGCGCUGUGCUGGGAGAGUGGAGAUCUACUACCAGGGCAGCUGGGGGACCGUCUGUGACGAUGGCUGGGACCUGCCUGAUGCUGCCGUUGUUUGCCACCAGCUGGGCUGCGGAGGGGCCCUGGAGGCGGUUGGCUGCGCUCGCUUUGGGCAAGGCUCUGGUCAGAUCUGGCUGGACAGCGUGAACUGCUCUGGGGCCGAAGCUGCCCUCUGGGACUGCCCGGCGGGGUCCUGGGGGCAGCACGACUGCAGGCACAAAGAGGAUGCAGGAGUUGUCUGCUCAGAGUUCGUGGCCCUGAGGCUGAAGAACAGUGACGGCUGCUCCGGGCACCUGCAGGUUUUCUACAAUGGCACAUGGGGGAGUGUUUGCUCCAACUCAAUGACUCCCAAAACGGUGUCGCUGGCAUGCAAGGAGCUGGGCUGCGGUGAUGGGGGGACCCUGGAAAGACGCCUGCCCUAUGGCAAGGUGUCUGGCCACACCUGGCUGGAUCAUGUGGAGUGUGGGGAGAGAAACAGCUCUUUCUGGCAAUGUCCCUCUGAUCCCUGGGACCCACAGUCAUGCGAUGAACUGCGAGACGAGACCCACAUCACCUGCACUGACAGGGAGAAGAUUCGUGCCGUGGGAGGCGAGAAUGGGUGCUCGGGCAGAGUGGAGGUCUGGCACCACGGUUCCUGGGGGACGGUGUGUGAUGACACCUGGGACGUGCAGGACGCCGAGGUGGCAUGCAGGCAAUUGGGCUGUGGCCCUGCGGUGUCUGCCCUGGGUGAGGCUGCAUUUGGGGAGGGGACGGGCCCCAUCUGGCUGGAGCAGGUGGACUGCCGGGGGACAGAGCCGUCUCUGCAGGACUGCUGGGCCCGGCCCGGGGACAGCGGGGCCUGCCAGCAUAAGGAGGAUGCUGCCGUGCGCUGCUCAGAUCCCACCCGUGGCCAUCCGACCAGCAGUGGGAGAGUAUCCUUGCCCGUCAUCAUCUGCAUCAUCCUGGGAGCCCUUCUCUGCCUGCUCCUGGCCCUCCUGGCCGGGCAAGUGCGAAGCACCAGGGCUGGGCGCAGAGGCUCCGAGAGAGCUUGGGAGCCUUUCCCUGAGGCUGUGUAUGAGGAGAUCGGUUACAGCCCGGCGUGGGAGAAGCAGGCGAGGUUCAGCGGCACGGGUGGGGGACCCUAUGCAGAGGGGUCCCUCACCAAGCUGCAGCCCUACCCCAGGGACAGUGAGGAAGAGGAUGGUCCAGGAUCAGCACCAGAUGUCCCUGUCCUGCCUGGAGGUGACCCAGCAGAUGGCUAUGAUGAUGCCAGAGAGGCUUCUGACCCUGAGGAGGAUCCUAUGUCUGGGCAGGGAGACUGGGAAUUGCCCAGAGUGCCAGAGAAAGGAGCAGGGCCCAGGGAUGCACCUGGAG